CCGCCCCUUCCGUGGGGUCACUUCCGGCUGUGGGCGCUGCGGCGCGGCCCAGGUGGGAUGGGGCCGGGCGGCGGUGAAAGGGCAGCAGGAGGGACUGGGGGGAGGGGGCUGUCCCAGGGGUAGGUCAGGGUCAAAGGGCAUAGAGAUGGGACUCAGUCAACGGGCAUCGGGGGCCAGGGGUCAGAGGGCAUAGAGGUAGGGCAGGAAAAGAGGACACCGGGGGAUCUGGGUGCGGGGCGGGGGUUCAGUUCGCAGCGGUGGGAUGCAGCUGCCGCCGUAGGGCUCUCACGGCCGCCCCCUCCCCGCAGCCCCCCGCCAUGGCCCUGGCCCUGCUGCCCGCCCGCUGCCUGCGCCGCCUGCUCCUCCGCCCCCCCCAGCUCCCAGCCCCAUCCCGGGGCUUGACCGGGCCCCGGGGGGGUCCGCCCCCAGCCCUGCCCCUGGGCCGGCGCGUGGCCGUGGUGGCGGCGGUGGGGGGCGCGGCGACGGGGGCCUGGCUCUACUUGCGGGCCCGCAAAGAGCGGGAGCGGCGGGAGCGACGGCGGCGAGAGCUGCGGGCGUUGGCGCUGGGGCAGGGCAACUUCCAGCUGGUGGAUCACCGCGGGCAGCCCCGCUGCAAGGCCGACUUCCGCGGGCAGUGGGUGCUGCUUUACUUCGGCUUCACGCACUGCCCCGACGUCUGCCCCGAGGAGCUGGAGAAGCUGAGCCGGGCGGUGGAGCUGCUGGACCGCGACGCGGCUCUGCCACGGGUGCAGCCGCUCUUCAUCACCGUGGACCCCGAGCGCGACGACGUGGCGGCGGUGGCUCGCUACGUGCGGGAUUUCCACCCUCGGCUGCUGGGGCUGACGGGGACCCCCGAGCAGGUGCGGGCGGUGAGCGGCGCCUACCGCGUUUACGCCAGCGCCGGGCCCAAGGACGAGGACGGUGACUACAUCGUGGACCACACCAUUAUCAUCUACCUGCUGGGCCCCGACGGGCUCUUCCUGGACUACUACAACCGCAGCAAGACGGCCGCUAAGAUCGCCGAGAGCGUGCGGCGGCACAUGGAGAGCUACGAGCCGCUCCUCGACUGAGCGCCGCAGCCCCAUAGGGCUUGGCCAGGAGUGGGGGGGGGACAACCUCUCUAGAACCAACUCUGCCUGCUGGCGGCACCCACCCCCGGGGGACGCUUUGUCAAUGUCACCAGAAACAAGGCCGCCUUUUUUUUUUUUACCAAA
Molecule: messenger RNA, 1214 nt
Organism: Numida meleagris (helmeted guineafowl)
Lineage: Eukaryota; Metazoa; Chordata; Aves; Galliformes; Numididae
Gene: SCO2
Product: protein SCO2 homolog, mitochondrial
Exons: 1
Coding region: 318-1070 (250 amino acids)
Biological process (GO): mitochondrial respiratory chain complex IV assembly
Source: RefSeq, a predicted model, not a curated record